AAGAAUACAUUAUGUACAUGUACGUGUAUGUAUUUAGUUUUAUUGUGUUGUGAUUUUUUUUAUUAUUUUAUUUUGUUUUUGCUGCUGUUGUUUCUUUCCAUGCUGCGAAAUACAUACAUUGCUUUUGCAAGAGGGCUGGUUGUUUCUCUCUGAUGUUGUUUGGUAGUGUAGGAAAACUGUAUCUUUGGCAUUGUGUAGCUAUGUAAAUUGUCAGUAUUGGUGUUGUUGUUUUUCUUUCUAUUAUUAUUAUUUUGUUUUUGUUUUUUUUUUGUUUUUUUUUUUUUUUGGGUGAUAUAUACAAUUGUAUGUUGUUUUCAUACACAGUUUAUUUGUACGCUGUAUAUAACAACGGGUUCAGCCUUCUUGUAAAUUUAACAUUUUGCUGCUGUUCUUCUUGCUUUUUGGAGGUCUGACCAGCGUGUGGUAUUUUAUAAAUUGGCAUUUCAUCGUACGACAGCUCCCAAAUCGGUUGUUAUUAUCAACAACGGUUCAGGGUUUAUUAACAGUAUAAUAACAGUGCGAGCACAGUUACUAUUAGUGUAGUGUUGUUGUGUAUGUAACAUGUGCGGUUAUUGUAUCAUUAUUUAAAAUCCGUUGGGAAAAAUAAAAAAAUGAUUUUUCUCUUCCGGCAUAUUUCUAUUUCAAAGAUUACUGCUGCUGUUUCUGUUGUCAUCGUCAACGUUACACGUUAUCAUUAGGCCGGAAACGGAAACGGUUUUCGUUACUAGAGGCGCGUUUUGAUAUAAUCGCCUUUGACACCAUAACAAACCAUCAACCAUUACCACGCGCCAUCAACAACAACCUAAAUUGAGUUAACAACACGCACGGCUACCCUUAUAGAAAACGAUGAAGUAAAAAAAAAAAGGAAAAAAAAAACAAGCAAAAAAAAAGUGUGAACAUUUAAACGAUGUGUGAUUUUAUCGUUGAAACUAAUACACCGGCAAUGUAACGACUGGCUGCUUCAUCGUUUCUUUCACUAACUGCCUGCCUGCCUGACAGGCUGGUUGGUUUGUUUGGUUGGCUGGUUAACUGGUUAACGGUCACUUAAGUGACUGUUAAUUUUUGGUGUGUUAUUGUUAUUAUUAUUAUUAUUAAAUGACUACUUUACAAAAGUUAAUUUCGUGAACAACAAAUCAUAAAAUGAUUUGUUUUCUGCUUGUGUGCGUAUUUAUUGUGUACAACACUAGCGCUAACAACAAUUGACUAAAUUGACUGCAUAAUGAAUUUAUAAAAUAAUUUUGAUAAUUAAUUAUUAGGUAUUGUGAUAAUUUUGUGUUAUUGAGCACUUAUAAUGUUAGAAGUAGGGACGGCAGUAGUAGUAGUAGUAAUAGUAGUAGUUCGAUACGACAUGAUAGGAGGUGUUUAUUUAUUAUAAGCAAUAAAAUUGCUUUAAUAGACUGAUUGAACUGCAUAACUGUAAGUUAUGAACAGAAACUUGAAUUUGUCUUAAAAAAAAAAAAAAAAAGAAACUGUGAUAGGAACUAUAAGACAGUGCGCUUGUAUUUAAAAAAACGUUUUAAAAACAUUUAAAAAAAAAACGAAAACAAUCGAAAACCUACUGGGGGUAAUAAGUGUUAUAUAUAAAAGCAGGUUUCAGAGACGGCAACUGUUAGUUUCUCGCCUGUAUAAUGCAAAAACGACCAGUAAAGCUAUCCGUGCUUUCGACAAAAAUUUUAGUUUAGAGGUUUUUGCUAACCCUGAUCGUGUGGGAACAUGUUUACACUAACACCUUACAAUUACGAUACCAAUCGAAAGAGCAAUUACGAGCCUAAUCGUCAAAGAAGCUAUAAUUAUUGUAGAAACAACGAAUUUCCUCAACAUAAUCUUCAACGAUCCUCCACCACAUGUACAUUUAAAAACGGUAGUAGAUGGAAUGGCCGUGGAGGGUAUCAAAAUUAUAGCAAUGAUCGUUAUCGUUUUUACAGCAAUUAUAAGCAGGAUAAUAGAAAUUAUCGCAACGAAUAUCAGAGUCAGGAAAAUACCACAUAUGCAAAGAAUUCUAAAACUAACUCAUAUCAAAGUUAUGAUCUGUAUCGCAAUAACCGAAUUAAUAGCUUUCACAAUAACAAUAAUAAUAAUAAUAACGAUAAAAAUGAAAAUUUAACUCAUAAGAAUUCUCAGUUACCGCUAUCGUCUUUAGAUACUGUGAUCAAAAAUAGCUCGAAGCCGAGAAUAAACCGCAAAAAAUCAUCAAAAACAAUUUCGACGGCGAAACAGACAAAAAAUUCAAAAACUGCGGCAUACUAUCAGCGAAAAUUUGCCAAAGCUUCAAGAACCGAUACAAAUCUAAGCAAAAACGAACGUGCUCGUAGCAAAAAAACUUCAGCGAAGGAAAGACGACAACACACUGCUAAUCAGGUCAAAAGCUUUAAUAGGGAAUCGUCUAAAGUCCAGAGUGUAAGGGAAACUUGUGAGAAAAUAAAAUCUCAACCGGUUAUAACUUGGCAGUUAGAACAAAAGAAAAAUUCUAGCAAUUAUAGUGGUAAAAUUAAUAGUGAAUCUAUUAAGUGCAACGUAGACAAGAAACAACAAAGCAUCCACCAACAGUUGAUUGAAAUAAACGAUAUAAAGGAUGUAAUCGAAGCUCAGCCUUGCAAUACAACUAACGAAGACGUACGAUAUAACGAAAGUGUGGAACAAGAGACUUCGGUUAUAUGUAACAAAUCCUUAUUAAAUGCAUUAAAUGACAUUCCUUUACCAGAUGAAAAACUCGUAGAACCUUUAAAUUGCUCACAAAACGAAAAAAAGCCCAGAAGAUCAAGUCUCGUGAUAAAUUCAGAAGAAGAGAUAGACGCUUUAAAAUUAGUGCAGUCACCUGCUAAUACAACAAAUGUAAUAAUAAAUUGCCAGCAAACUGCAGAAGAGGACGCACCCAAAUUGCCGCAAAUAAAAUUAAUACCUUUAAAACGUCUUAUAGCAGAGGAAUUUUGGGAGCUCGCGGCAGAUGAAUCGUACGAACCAGCCAUUCCAAAUACAGCCAGUAAACAAAUCGUCAAACCGAAUUUAAUUAGACGUAAACGAAACUAUUCAAGCUGUAGCAGUAAUUCCAUUGCUAAUACACCGGGAGAAAAGAAAAUUGAUAAACUAUUGGCUAUGGAUAAAAUAAGUAUAAAAAACGUUAUCAACGAUACUGAUACCAAGUACGAUGAGGCAUUGAAAGCCCAAGCUCGUAAGAGAUUGCGAGAAGAGAUACGACGUCAGUUAAAGGCGAUAAGCUUCGAAACGCCAAAACCUCAACAAAAUUUCAACUUCGUACCCGAUGAAGUUGUCGAUUCCAUUCACAUACCUGACGUAGUUCUAGAGGAAAUAAAAAAAGCACUUGGCCUCGAUUUGCUCAGUGGAGACGAUGCAAAGGUAAAUGGCGUGGAUUUUGAUUUUAAUCUGUUCACAAAUGUGGAAGUUGAAGCCAUCGCAACUAACGUAACGGAUUCAGGCAAAGAUGGAAAAGUCGCCGAACAUUUUAGUUUGGAACCAGUUGACUAUACGCAAUCAGCAACAGCUUCAAUAGCUAAAACAAAAGAAAGUUCAAUUUCCCCGAAAACGCCAACAAGGAAAUUAACGCCAUGCGAUAAGCUACUUGAAGUGGUUAUGAAAAUUUCUCCGAAGAUAAAAGAAAACAAACGUCCGCGUUCUUCUAGCACUUCUCCAAGCGAGAAACAAGUAGAAACGGAUCAGAAAAUAACAAUUAAAAAAGAGAACAUUGGCGUAGCGGGAAAAUGUAAAAAGAAAGAAGCUGCUGCUUCUGAAAAAACUAAAAAGCUUACUAAACGCAAAGACUCCCGGAAAUCAUCAAAAAGUCGUUCACCUAAAGAUGUUAAAGGUAUCAUAGUCAUCGAUUCGUCAUCUUCUUCUGAAAGUAGCAGUUCGUCUUCAUCAUCAUCAUCAUCUUCAUCUUCGUCGUCCUCCAAUAGUUCCUCUUCAAGCGAUUCGGACUCUGAUACUCCGACUCGCAGCAAAGCUUCGACAUCCAUUAAGAAAAGGCAUUUAAAGUUAAAAGCUGAAAACGUGAUCGAUAGCUUUGAAAAGCUCGUAUUGCCUUAUUUAAGUGAAGCUCUCGCCGAUCGCUACCACUCAAAAUAUUCGUUAUCUAACAAUUGGAAAUUACAUUUCAUUUCUUGCAUUUGCGCCAGCGAUUACAACACACAGAAAUUUUCAAAGCUUGAAAUUUCUAAAAUCCAAAAAAGUCUUAAAUCUUCAGACCGUUCCGUGGCUUUGAGUUUUCUAACAAAACAAAUUGAAAAUGUUUACAAUAAACAGAAACAAGUAACAAAACUGGGUCAGGAAAGUAAAAAGAUGGAAAAAGGUCGACCGUCGUCUACCAACUCGACUACGCCAGAGAGCAAUGAAAACGCAGCCAACAAAAACACACACAAAGGAUAUGAUAACAAACUAAAUGUCCAGACAUUGACGACGUUAAUGAAACCUAAAAAUGUCGAUGCAGCGGAAAAAGUUUCAGUGACUGGUAGUAACUCUGAGACAGCUUUUGAUGACAAUCACAUAAAGAAAUGCGUGUCUAGAAUGUUGACGCUCUACAAGCAGGAAAUGAAAGCCGCAUUAGAGCAAGUUAAAGAGACAGAGAACGUAACCGCAACAACCCCCCAAACAACAGAUACCAUACAGAAAUGUACAACAAAUGAGCAAAACUUAAGCGACGCUGCGGCAAAAGAUGUUGAGCAAGCAAAAAUCGUUAGCGAAGAACAUCAAACAGAUGCAAAUACUUUGACAUCUAAUUCCACAAACAACAGAGAAUCCAAUAAUGUUAAUGACAUUAAUCAACACAAGCUGCAGCAACUCGAAAAAGCGACACGAGAAAUUUUAGAGCAGCGACAGCAAAAAUCUUCGAUUGAAAAAAAAUGUGAAAAUGAAAAUAAUUUAACUCAAAGUAAGGCAUUAACUGCUUUGGAAUAUAAUCCGUUGGAAUAUUCAGGCUUCAAUAUGUCCAGUUCUGCAUUAGUACAGCAUCCCGCACUCACCUCAGUUGAUUUAGAAGCUCUUAGGCAAAAAAUCCCAAUUGGCGAAGCAGUAGUCAGUAGUUUACGUGAAAUCGAUGUCAAACUGAUGGAAUUACAUAAACGGAAAAUGUUCAUCGAAGAAAUGACAUUAAAACUGCAAAAAGAGAAAAUGGAUAUUGACCUCGCAACGAUUAAAUUGCAAAAUGAAAAAUUCAUUUUACUUAAUACGGCUAUGACUGCAAAUGCAGCGUCAACCGAUCCGAAUGCUAAUGGAAAAGUGGAAGCGGCUCUUUGGUUAAAAAAAAUCAAAAUGGAAAUUGACAAGGACCGCGUCAACGCUAAAGGAAAUAUUGUAACAAAAACAAACACUAACAAGAGCACUGAAGCACGCAAAAACCCUAAUAGCUUAGAAUCAACUGCGCCGAAACGUACAACCAUAGGAAAAAAAUGUACGAAAACCAUUUUGAAACGUAAAACAGUAAGCGUUCCAACCAACCCAUCCACUAAAGCGAAACGUCCUUGCCAACGAAAGGAGAUCGCAAACAAACCUCUCGUGAAGGUCUCAGAAAAGGCAGCAAAUGUCGCCGAAAUCAGUGUCAGCAAUACUGCCAAACCAGCAAAAUGCUUCAAUGAUAUAUCCACUGGCAAUAUUGAAGGUAUCCGCAAUCCUAUCACUCAAAUAAAAGUUUAUGAUAAGAAUAUAAUAGCGGCCUCAGAAGAUGGGAAUCUGUAUAAGUUUGAUGUAAAAACCUUAAAAUUACUAAACCAAUACGCUAAACAUAGUGAAGCUAUAACAUUCAUGCAACUCUGUACGGAUAAACAAGUUAUCUACACGACGUCUUUAGACGGUUAUGUCAAGAAAACAUCACUAGAGAAUUUUGAGCCAGAUGUACAGGCGAUAUACUUGCAAGAACCUUUGCAAUCAAUUGAUGUGCAAUGGGGCAUGGCUUACAUUGGCAGCAGAUGGGGCAACGUGUUCACGUUUGACGUUACGAGCAACAACGCAACCGGAUUAUUGCUAUGCUCCCUAACCUCUUCAAUUAUAGCUAUUAAAGCUGCUGAAGAAGACACUCAUAAACUACUAAUUAUCUCAUCUAAGGGCAAUUUAGUGCAAUUUCAUGACGCUACCAGCGGCCAAAUGUUGCGUACUUUGAAUGUACCCGAAUCUCUCAAUAUCUACAGUAUCCUUUUACUCGAUAAUAUUAUCUAUUGCGGCACACAGAAAAAGGAAAUCUAUAAAUAUGAUUUUAAGACCGGUUCACAUUUGGGUAUUUUAACCAGCGGCAAUGGUGCGGUUAGUAUGCAAGUUUAUGAAAACCGCUACAUCUUUGUUGGUUGUUAUGAUGGCUUUAUUUAUAUACUCGACAAAAGUACGGGCACCUUACGCGGUCAUGUGCCAGGUUCGGGCAAAGUGGUUUUAACUUUGGAAAUUGUAGGAAACAAAAUUAUUACAUCUGCCAAGGACAAUACGAUGAAAGUGAUUGAUGUACCAAGUUACUGCUUGACAGCCCACAACCAGAAGCUGUAAUUGUUCAGAAUUUAUGCUAAGAGAGCAUUUAGUCACGAUAACUGGAAUUUGGGAUUUCGUUUUGAUUUUUUUUUUAUUUACAAACACAGCAUGUAUUCAAUAAUUUAAAUCAAUUUGUU
Glossina fuscipes is the source of this 6599-nucleotide messenger RNA. Its product is annotated as serine-rich adhesin for platelets. The transcript has 8 exons. The record is from RefSeq and is a predicted model, not a curated record. Lineage: Eukaryota; Metazoa; Arthropoda; Insecta; Diptera; Glossinidae. Gene Ontology annotation, molecular function: RNA binding; protein binding. Bases 1714 to 6480 code for a protein of 1588 amino acids.